Messenger RNA from Microtus ochrogaster (prairie vole), 6834 nucleotides. It is a transcript of the gene Heatr5b, whose product is annotated as HEAT repeat containing 5B. The transcript has 35 exons. Gene Ontology annotation, biological process: endocytosis; retrograde transport, endosome to Golgi; intracellular protein localization. NCBI's taxonomy places the organism in Eukaryota, Metazoa, Chordata, Mammalia, Rodentia, Cricetidae. The record is from RefSeq and is a predicted model, not a curated record. Gene Ontology annotation, cellular component: membrane; endocytic vesicle; Golgi apparatus. The coding region runs from base 105 to 6257 and encodes 2050 amino acids.
UUUGAGAGGCGGGGCAUCCGGGUCCGUCCGCCGUGACUUCUGCCGGCGGAGCUCAGCUGCUCCGCUCUUGCUAGACUAGGAGGUGUGAAUUAAGAACUUCAAUAAUGGAGUUAGCUCACAGCUUAUUGCUAAAUGAAGAAGCAUUGGCUCAAAUCACCGAAGCAAAGAGACCAGUGUUUAUCUUUGAAUGGUUAAGAUUUCUUGACAAAGUUCUAGUUGCUGCCAACAAGACAGACGUAAAAGAAAAACAGAAGAAACUUGUUGAACAAUUAACUGGAUUAAUAAGCAGCUCUCCUGGACCACCUACUCGGAAAUUGUUAGCUAAGAACCUUGCAGCCCUUUAUAGCAUUGGGGACACUUACACAGUUUUCCAAACACUAGACAAGUGUAACGACAUUAUCAGAAGUAAGGAUGACACUGCAGCCUACUUACCAACAAAGCUGGCAGCAGUGGCUUGUGUUGGAGCAUUUUAUGAGAAGAUGGGAAGGAUGUUGGGCAGUGCAUUUCCAGAAACAGUGAACAAUCUGUUGAAAUCUCUGAAAAGCGCAGAGUCUCAAGGGCGAAGUGAGAUCCUAAUGAGUCUGCAGAAAGUGCUGACUGGAUUGGGGGGUGCGGCAGCUUCCUCUCACCGAGACAUUUACAAGAAUGCUCGAUCCCUCCUAACUGACAGGUCGAUGGCUGUCCGGUGUGCAGUGGCCAAGUGUCUUCUGGAACUACAGAAUGAAGCUGUGUUCAUGUGGACUGCUGAACUAGAAAACAUAGCUACCCUCUGCUUUAAGGCCCUGGAAAACUCAAACUACGGGGUACGAGUCGCAGUGUCUAAGCUUCUAGGCACAGUCAUGGCUACAGCCUUGAUGCCGAAACAGGCAACAGUCAUGCGUCAGAAUGUGAAGCGAGCAACGUUUGAUGAGGUUUUAGAACUCAUGGCCACAGGAUUCCUGCGUGGAGGGUCAGGUUUCCUGAAGAGCGGAGGAGAAAUGUUGAAAGUCGGAGGGUCUGUUAACCGCGAAGUGAGAGUUGGAGUGACACAGGCAUAUGUUGUUUUUGUGACAACAUUAGGUGGUCAGUGGCUGGAGCGUAGCUUUGCCACAUUUUUGUCACAUGUGCUUGAUCUGGUUUCCCAUCCCCGAGCAACACAAACACAUGUGGAUGCUGUGUACUCAAGGCGAUGUGUCUCCUUCAUCCUGAGAGCCACUGUGGGCAGUUUGUUGGGUGAGAAAGCCCAGAUAGCAGCUGCCAAGGAAAUCUGCCAGGCUAUUGGAAAACAGAUGAAAGCAGUGGAGGCUGUAGUGAAUGAUACAAGCAGUGAGAACAAAUCCGGAGCAGCAGACAUAGCAGCGAGCCAGCACGUCAUGGUCUGUGCCCUCCAGGAGCUCGGGAGCCUGGUGCAGAGCCUGAGUGCCACCGCCUCUCCUCUUAUUCAGGAAGCGUCCAUAGGACUUUUGGAGAUUGUGACUUCCGUGCUUCUUCAUCCAAGCAUGGCUGCUCGGCUUGCUGCUGCAUGGUGUCUGCGUUGUGUGGCUGUGGCAUUGCCCUUCCAGGUGACACCAUUUCUAGAUAGGUGUGCAGAACGGCUCAACAACCUGAAGACUUCACCGGAAGCUGUUAGUGGAUACAGUUUUGCGAUGGCUGCUUUGUUGGGUGGAGUGCAUCAGUGUCCUUUGGGCAUUCCUCAUGCCAAAGGCAAGAUGGUAGUCAGUAUUGCUGAAGACCUGUUACGGACCGCUGCUCAAAACAGCAGGCUGUCUCUGCAGCGCACCCAAGCUGGCUGGCUUCUGCUUGGAGCACUCAUGACUUUAGGACCGUCUGUUGUUCGUUACCACCUCCCCAAGAUGUUGCUAUUGUGGCGAAACGUGUUCCCCCGUUCCUUAAAGGAACUGGAGGCUGAGAAGGCCCGGGGAGAUUCUUUUACCUGGCAGGUAACACUGGAAGGUCGUGCUGGAGCUUUAUGUGCCAUGAGGAGUUUUGUUGCACAUUGUCCUGAGCUCUUAACCGAAGAUGCAAUUAGGAAAUUAAUGACUCCUAUCGAAUGUGCCAUGACCAUGAUGUCACACAUUCCCUCUGUAAUUAAGGCCCACGGAGCCCAUCUGAAAGCUAGUGCCGCAAUGGUCCGGUUAAGACUUUAUGACAUCUUGGCUUUAUUACCUCCAAAAACUUAUGAAGGAUCUUUCAAUGCACUUCUCAGAGAACUUGUAGCAGAAUUCACUCUGACCGACAACUCAGCCAACACAACGACCUCCCUCCUUCGGUCCCUCUGCCAUUAUGAUGACAGCGUUCUGCUGGGUUCCUGGCUCCAAGAAACUGAUCAUAAGUCAAUUGAAGACCAGCUCCAGCCGAACAGUGCGUCUGGAAGCGGAGCUCUGGAGCACGACCCUUCUUCCAUUUACUUGCGGAUACCUGCUGGCGAAGCCGUGCCCGGCCCUCUCCCUCUGGGAGUCUCCGUGAUUGAUGCGUCCGUAGCUCUUUUUGGGGUUGUGUUUCCACAUGUGUCUUAUAAACACAGGUUACAAAUGCUGGAUCAUUUUGCUGAAUGUGUUAAGCAAGCCAAGGGUGUCCGCCAGCAGGCUGUGCAGCUCAAUAUAUUUACCGCCGUUCUCAGUGCCCUGAAGGGCUUAGCUGAAAACAAGAGCACUUUAGGACCUGAGGAAGUUCGUAAAUCUGCUCUGACACUGGUUAUGGGCGCUCUUGACAACCCAAACCCCAUCUUACGCUGUGCAGCAGGGGAAGCCCUUGGAAGAAUGGCUCAGGUGGUGGGAGAGGCAUCUUUUAUUGCUCGAAUGGCCCAGUACAGCUUUGACAAGCUGAAGUCGGCUCGAGAUGUUGUAUCCAGGACUGGUCAUUCCCUGGCCCUCGGUUGUUUGCACCGUUAUGUUGGUGGCAUAGGAUCGGGACAACACCUAAAAACCAGUGUCAGCAUCUUAUUGGCUCUAGCUCAAGAUGGGACAUCUCCUGAAGUUCAGACUUGGUCUCUUCAUUCACUUGCCUUGAUAGUAGACUCCAGCGGCCCAAUGUACCGUGGAUACGUGGAACCCACAUUGUCUCUAGUUCUCACCUUGCUGUUGACAGUUCCACCUUCACACACGGAAGUCCAUCAGUGUCUGGGCAGGUGUUUAGGUGCUAUAAUAACUACUGUUGGGCCAGAACUGCAAGGAAAUGCAGCGACCAUUUCCACCAUCCGCUCCUCCUGCCUGGUGGGCUGUGCAAUCACCCAGGACCAUUCCGACUCUCUCGUUCAGGCAGCUGCCAUCUCUUGCCUUCAACAGCUUCACAUGUUUGCUCCACGGCAUGUCAAUCUGUCUAGCCUUGUUCCUAGCCUUUGUGUUCACCUGUGCAGUUCCCACCUGUUACUUCGACGAGCAGCUGUAGCCUGUCUCCGGCAGCUUGCGCAGAGAGAAGCAGCGGAAGUGUGUGAAUAUGCCAUGAGCCUGGCCAAGAAUGCAGGGGACAAGGAGAGUGCCGGUGCCAAUGUCAGUCCUUUCGUGCCUGGAGUUGGUCAUCGAGGUGAUAUCCAUUGCCGGCACCAGGGCGUUAAUAUAACAGACACGGGGCUUGAGGGCCUUCUGUUUGGAAUGCUAGACCGAGAGACAGACCGAAAACUGUGUUCAGACAUUCAUGACACACUGGGACACAUGCUUUCUUCACUAGCAGUGGAAAAGCUCUCCCGCUGGCUGAUGCUUUGUAAAGAUGUCCUGGCAGCUUCUAGUGACAUGAGUACAGCAGCCCUCCUGAGCAGUGGCAAAGAUGAAGAAUCUGAAAAGAAAGAUGAGAUGGACGACGACACCAUGUUUACUACACUGGGCGAGGAAGACAAAUCAAAGCCUUUCGUGGCUCCUCGCUGGGCCACGCGGGUAUUUGCUGCCGAUUGCUUGUGCCGCAUCAUCAACCUGUGUGAGAAUGCGGACCAGGCUCACUUCGACCUUGCCUUGGCGCGUUCUGCUAAACUGCGGAACCCUAAAAAUGACCUCUUAGUACUGCAUCUCUCUGACCUGAUUCGCAUGGCCUUCAUGGCUGCCACUGAUCAUAGCAACCAACUGCGCAUGGCUGGGCUCCAGGCACUUGAAGACAUUAUCAAGAAAUUUGCAUCUGUGCCUGAGCCAGAAUUUCCAGGUCACGUGAUCCUGGAGCAGUAUCAAGCUAAUCUUGGCCAGGUGUGCAGCACGUGGAUCGGAAGUGGCGUUGUCAGCGAUCUCAAUGAUCUCCGUCGGGUCCAUAACCUGCUCGUUUCGUCUCUGGACAAAGUUCAGGCGGGAAAGGGAUCUUCUAGCCAACUGUACCGAGAGAGUGCCACCACCAUGGAGAAGCUGGCUGUCCUCAAGGCAUGGGCAGAGGUAUAUGUGGUUGCAAUGAAUAUUAAAAAAGAAGCAGAAUCAAAACCAAAGAAGGCAAUUAAAAAUCCCGAUGAUGAUGACGACGACUAUGGUACCAUAGAUGAACUUCCGCCAGAUAGUUUAAUAACCCUGGUACAGCCGGAACUGCCCACGCUAAGCCGCCUAUGGCUGGCAGCACUGAAAGACUACGCACUUUUGACUUUACCAGCUGAAUUUUCUAGUCAGCUCCCCCCAGAUGGUGGAGCAUUUUACACUCCCGAGACCAUCGAUACUGCGAGACUUCACUACCGGAACUCCUGGGCCCCGAUUCUCCAUGCGGUGGCACUUUGGCUAAACAGCACAGGGUUUACGUGUCCAGAGUCCACAGAGGCGGCAGCAGUGUCUGGUAUACAAAAACGCUCUCCAGCUCUCGGUGUAAACCAGGUGCCAGGAGCAAUGGCUUCUGCUAAACCCUUGCCAGAAGUUAACCAAGACAGAAUGCACCUGAUCCUAGGUGUGAGUAUACAGUUUCUUUGUUCCCCUCGGCCUGAGGAGCCCAUUGAACACAUCACAGCAUGCCUGCAGGCCUUACACACCUUACUGGGUUCUCCUUAUGCACGAAUCCACAUUGCAGAGGAUCAGCUGAUUGGUGUUGAGUUGCUCAGUGUCCUGCACCGCCUGCUACUGACCUGGAACCCACCCUCCAUCCAGCUGCUGGUCACUGGGGUUGUGCAACAGAUUGUCAGGGCUGCCCAAGAUUAUUUGCAGGAGAAGAGGAGCACCCUAAAUGAAGAGGAUAUGGAAAAAGAGUCCUGCCCUGCACUAGGAGAAGGAGGUGACAGUGGUGGCCUCAUUCCUGGGAAGUCCCUUGUGUUUUCAACCAUGGAGCUGCUGAUGUUCAUUUUAGUACGUCAUAUGCCACACCUGAGUGCUAAGAUGUCGGACUCUCCAAGUCACAUCACCCCCAAAACUCGCCUGUCAGAAGAAAGUGCUCGUUUGGUGGCAGCCACGGUGGCCAUUCUGUCUGAGCUGCCGUCCCUUUGCUCACCGGCCGGCUGUAUGACAAUUCUGCCCACAAUUCUGUUCUUAAUUGCAAGAAUAUUGAAAGACACAGCAAUAAAGUCUGCAGACAAUCAGGUUCCUCCUCCAGUCAGCGCAGCUCUGCAGGGGAUAAAAAGCAUUGUGACACUUCCGAUGGCCAAAACGGAGGAAACUCAGAAACAGUGGACAGCUCUGAUCCGGAGCACGCUUGCCUGCAUCCUGGAGUAUUCCCAGCCAGACGAUUCUAUGCCUGCACCUGAUGAAGUGAGCACGCUUACAGCCAUUGCGCUCUUCCUGUGGUCUGCCAGCAGCGAAAUAAUAGGAGUGCAGUCCCUACAGAAUGGCUGCAUGAGCAGGUUUAAAAGUGCUCUGAAUUCAUGUGACCCGUGGGUCCAAGCCAAAUGCUACCAGCUCCUCCUGUCAGUCUUCCAGCAUUCCAACCGCGCCCUUUCAACUCCCUACAUCCACUCAUUAGCUCCACUAGUGGUUGAAAAGCUAAAGGCUGUUGAAAGAAACAGACCAGCCAGUAGUACAGAACUUUUGGCUGUUCAAGAAGGAAUUAAAGUUCUUGAAACAUUGGUUGCUCUUGGAGAAGAACAGAAUAGAGUCCAGUUACUUGCUCUUUUGGUGCCCACUUUGAUCUCUUACCUACUGGAUGAGAAUUCUUUUGCCUCAGCAAGUUCUGUCUCCAAAGAUCUUCAUGAGUUUGCACUCCAGAACUUAAUGCACAUUGGACCUCUGUACCCACAUGCUUUCAAGACCGUAAUGGGGGCUGCUCCCGAGCUGAAAGUGCGCCUAGAAACUGCUGUUCGAGCAAGCCAGGCGAGCAAAGCCAAGGCAGCUGCCAGGCAGCCAGCCCCUGCCACACAUUCUGCACCAACAAUUAAGCUAAAAACAAGCUUUUUUUAGUGUGUUCUUCCAUUCCUUUUUUUUUUUUAAUUUAUAUUUUAUGUUGUUAGUGACAACCCCUGUAUCAUUCCAGACUAUGAACUGUUUUAUUUGUAUAUUGGAAUUAUAAUGCUUUGAAGUUGAUUAAAUGAAAUAGUGUUCACACCUCUUAUUGAUUUUUAAAGAUUGUGUGGUGAAUGUAUUUCCAUUUUAAUCCUAGUAACAUUUUUCUUUCGUUGACUUUUUUGAUGCUGCUGUUUGGGGGUUUGGUUUUUUUUGGUUUUGUUACUAGUGAUUGGAUCCAGAGCCUUGGUCAUUCUAAGCAUGCACUGUACUGUGACAUAUAGCCCUAGACCCUAAUUAACUUAUUUUUGUAAACACCGAGCCAUGGUCUUUUAAAUUGAAAUGCUAAGAACAUAAUUACAUCAUGUAGUUGGGCAGCCUUUGGCUAUUACCAGGAAAAUAAAAUGAGUCAGACUUUAGCAUUUGUCAGGGGAAGUUCAUGGAACAGCAAGCAGAUUGUAAAAUUUGACAUAACUCAUAAAACAGAAAUCUUUGUUUUAUGGCAAAUAUAGUAUGAAUAAAAUCACAUUUUCUA